Messenger RNA from Colletotrichum orchidophilum, 1530 nucleotides. RefSeq lists its product as uncharacterized. The record is from RefSeq and is a predicted model, not a curated record. The transcript has a single exon. Lineage: Eukaryota; Fungi; Ascomycota; Sordariomycetes; Glomerellales; Glomerellaceae. The coding region runs from base 1 to 1530 and encodes 509 amino acids.
AUGGCUCCAAAGACUUUUCAUUGCUUCUUGACCCUUCCGUAUGAGAUUCGACGAGAAAUCUACUGGCUGGCCACCCCGCCACGCAUCGUAAGGGUCAAGGAAAAGACGGCUGUCGAGUGCGAGGAUUUCAUGGAGACCCUUCGCACACAUCCGGCCCAGCUUCAAAUCCACCCUGACAUUGAAUUCUUCAGUGUCAACUGCGCCAGCGAGAUUAGGAAGCGCAUGCGGAACGGGAGAAACUCCCGCCAAACGACGCUCGAGGAGCACGGCAUCACAGGCGGCAAGCCCAUCCCACAGCCCUGGACUCCGUCCGCCCAGUGUCCAGAAACACCCCUGGCAUGGCUAUCCGACAACCCAGAGGUCGCGUGGGAGCUCGUCAGGGAGGGCUACUUAUAUAGCAAGGCCCCGAUACCGACGCUCUUGCACACGUGCGUCGAGUCGCGCAGGGAGCUAGUGCGCGGCGGAUACAACCUCGCCUUUGCGACGCGGACGGCCGAGCCGCGGACGUGGUUUCAUUUCGACCGGGACACUCUCUUCCUCUCUCAUGACGACUACGAAAAAGAACAACGGCCCAGGCUGUUGAGCGGGGGCCCGUGGGAUGUGGGCCAGUUCGCGGCGGCGGAUCUGCGACGGGUGCGGAGGCUUGCGCUGGAGCGUUCGGCGUGUGUGCUGUACGACGCGGGUGCGGUACCUCCCGGGCAGAACAGGCCGGCGGCCGUGCCGUUGAUUGUCUCUUUAUUGCUGAGGUUGCUGGGGGCUGUUGAGGAGCUUUGGUUUGUGGAGUGGACGCUGGGUGAUGUGGAGGAUUGGCCCGGCUUUCCGCCUUGCUUUCCGCCACCGCGGUGGCGUAGCGGUAGACGGGUUAUGCCGGCGGUCGUGGGGGCCAGCGUUGUUGAUGCGGCGAGGGGGAGUGGUGAUUUGUUGGCUGUGGAUGUUGAGCUUGUUGAUGUGGCCGGGUUGGGUGGCGGGUAUGAAGAUGCUUUUGGGUUCCAUGGUCUCCGAUCCGGGUUCGGGGCGUCGCAGUUUGUGGACUUCAUGGAGAAUCGCGGCGGAGUCGGAAUCGGUGCUGGUGCCGCGGCGGCGUCCUUGUAUGCCGAGUACCUGUGCCGGCUCCGGCGGGACUUGCUCGAGCGGCAGAGGGCCGUACUUGUUACGCGUGGCGAAGGCGACGGGGAGGCACAGGCGGCGAACGAUGACACUACGGGGUGUUGGAGGAUCCCGGAGACAAGGAUCGUUCACGUGCUACCGCGAAGCAUGGUUGAAUAUCUCUACGAGGAACGCCGGAGGACCGCGGCGGGGUUGAGUGUACUGCAGACAGAGUGGGCUAAUCUGACGAAGCAGGAGCUUUGUCGGGCGGAUGGUGAUAGUGUACAUUUAAAUUCUACUUUGUCCAAAAGGGAAGAAUUUGAGGAGAGGCACUGGCGUGCAGGUGUUUGUAGAGAUGAUGAGUCCUGUCAAGGAUCGUGUAUUUGGAGGAGAGAGGGCAAUAGGAUUAAGAAGUGGUGGGUGCAGCAUGGGCCAAGUCUGUGA